Saprolegnia diclina VS20 is the source of this 354-nucleotide messenger RNA. RefSeq lists its product as hypothetical. The coding region runs from base 1 to 354 and encodes 117 amino acids. NCBI's taxonomy places the organism in Eukaryota, Oomycota, Saprolegniomycetes, Saprolegniales, Saprolegniaceae. The transcript has 2 exons. The record is from RefSeq and is a predicted model, not a curated record.
AUGGCGCUUGAAAGUGCCGAGGCGCUCCUCCUUCUCUCCAACAACAUGCUUCUGCUUGGUCCGCUCGUCGUCUCGCUCGGUGCCAUGGUGCUGCGCGCAUCGCUGUGCUCCCAAGUCGUGCUGCUCCACUGCGACGCCGACAAUAUGACCAGAGUGUCACUUCACGCACCAUCGACAGCACCUCGUUCGAUGGCGACCGACGCCGACGCCUCAGGCCUCCUCUUUGUCGUCGCAGUCUCGAGCAACCUCCUCGUCCUCGGUCCGCUCGUCGUCUCGCUUGGUAUGAUGGUCCUCCGCGCGUCCAUGUGCUCGCAAGUCGUCUUGCUCCAGUACGACGCCGACAACAUUGUCUAG